Racocetra fulgida is the source of this 626-nucleotide messenger RNA. Lineage: Eukaryota; Fungi; Glomeromycota; Glomeromycetes; Diversisporales; Gigasporaceae. The record is from the annotation of a GenBank genome assembly.
AUAGAUAAAUCAGAGCUUGAUGCUUUACCGAAAGAUGACAUACUGACUUCCUUAUUAGCAACAACAGUAAUGGUUAACAUUUAUCUAAAAGAAAUAAAAAAUUAUACUGGAUAUGUGACAGAUCUGAUAGACGAUAGUUGUAAAAGUGACGAACUAAAUAAUAACUCGAAUAAUGUGAAAGGUGAUAGGUUGUGCGAUAAUGAAGAGAUAACUGAGUACAUCAAUUUACAUGAUCCUAUUGAGAGUGCUUCUGAGUUAAGAAGUUCAGGCAUGAUAUACAUAUACGAUAUUCCUAUUUCUGAAAGAAAUCGCACCUUAAAAUUACUUGAAAAAAUGUUACAAGAGUCAUUUGAAAAUAAAAGGUCAGUAGUUGGUUAUGAUACCCAAGGCAAUGAUAUUGAAAUGUUGAUUGAUCAAGAGGAUUUUGAUGAUGAUAAUUUGAAUCCUCUAAAUCUAUAUAUGAUUAUGGGUUCUGGACUACACGAUACCCAUGAUAAUUAUGAAAGUCAAGUUCAACCUUCACGUGAAGAAGAUGAUGAUUUAAUUCAGAAAUGGCAAGAAACUAUAACAUUGAGAAAACAAGUGGAACAAUUGACUGAAGAUCAAAAACAUAAAAAAGACAAUAU